This is a messenger RNA of Aspergillus caelatus, 2283 nucleotides long. Its product is annotated as C2H2-type zinc finger protein. Lineage: Eukaryota; Fungi; Ascomycota; Eurotiomycetes; Eurotiales; Aspergillaceae. The record is from RefSeq and is a predicted model, not a curated record. Gene Ontology annotation, biological process: regulation of transcription by RNA polymerase II. Gene Ontology annotation, cellular component: chromatin. The transcript is spliced from 6 exons. Bases 1 to 2283 code for a protein of 760 amino acids. Gene Ontology annotation, molecular function: DNA-binding transcription factor activity, RNA polymerase II-specific; RNA polymerase II cis-regulatory region sequence-specific DNA binding.
AUGCGCCCCAAAUGUCCAGUUCGACCGUGCAAAUUUUGUGCGAAACAGUUCCGACGAAAUGAACACCUCCAUCGCCACGAAAGGACACACACAAAAGAAAAGCCAUUUAACUGUCACUGUGGCCGUACAUUCUCUCGAGCCGAUCUUCUUUCUCGUCACUUGAGACUCACACAUAACGAGGCCGGAAGCUCUCACGAUGAAAGUCCAGAGGAAGCAGCAAUAAAUGAAAUCACUCUACAGCCACAAGCGUGGAAUACGGCAUUGGAUGACAAUCUGGAUUUUUUGUGGAGCAGUUUAGAGACCAGUUCAACACUAGCUACGCUGUCCUCCUUGCCACCGAUAUCUUGUUUUGAGUUCCCUCCCAUGACGAAAAGCGCAUUUCCAGACAUUCAAUAUCCAGUAGCUGGCAAUUUCGACUAUCAAUCUGGCGAAGAUGGCCACCAUGAUACAGGCUAUCACGACGAUAGUCUCAAUCAGGGAAGGGCUGGACAUGUUGAAGCGGAACAGACAUCCGGGAUUUUCUCAAGAUUUGGAUCUCGUCUACCCUCUAUACAACCAGCUGAGGAGCCUCAGCAGCAAUCAGGGUCUACUAUUAGCGAUCCAAACCCCCAACAAUCCUGCACAAGAGAAGAAACAUCCCAUCGGAUUAACUCACCAUUCCACGUACCAGGAAUACCAUGGCGUAUCUCGAAGGACGACUACAAUCGAAUCGCCAAUAUUAUUCAGAAACAUCGUGAUGUGAUUCCGGGACAAUUCGUUUUCCCUUCGAGACAUACACUGUGCCGAUACCAUCUACCUUUUAUACACCUUCCAUCAGCCUCUCUUACUAAACAAUGCCCUGAAUUAAUAUUAGCUAUUGCUUCAAUGGGAGCAAGAUACCGAUUUCAACCAAUGCAUGCUCACCGCUUAUACAUUGCAGCGAAAUCAGUGUUGGAAGACCAGCUCCGCCGCCGAGAUGCUUGUGAUAUGCCUGGUUGGACAUCAGAGUCUUCUGACUUUCGUACUGAAAGCAGUAUGCUGUCUCAGGUCCGACAGCCAGCGCCAAAUGCCGCGAAUAGUCAAAGGGCCAUGAUUAUUCUUAUUGCUAUGGGUACAUGGAAUAACAGAUCCCUAUUGAAAGAUGCAUUCCCCCUUGCAAGUCAACUUGCCAUUAUGGUACGUGAGGGCGAACAAUCGUCGCCCAAGGCCGACACAGAUCAUUCAAAUUGGGAAAGAUGGAUUGCUGCAGAGGGCCGGCGAAGAACAAAGAUACUUGCAAUGUGUUUCCUCAAUUUCCAUACAGUUUCCUUCAACGUGCCACCCAGAAUUCUGUACUCGGAACUUAGUCACUUGGACCUUCCUGGUCACGAAUCAUGGUGGAGAGCCACAAAUGAAGAGGAUUGGCGAGCGAAACGCAUGGGAAAUCCAUGCUCCGAAACGACUUUGCAAUCUAGCUAUGCUAGCCUAUUUCAUUCGCGUGAUGAUACGCUAAAUGUGACACCAUCAUCAUUUGGGAAUUAUGUCUUAAUUCACUGCAUCCUACAACAAAUUUUCUUUACCAGACAAGCAUCCCUAGACUUUCAGCCAGUCGACCGUACAGGAAGAUGUAGGCCAAUCUCGCUUCAAUUAGAUACCGUUUGCCGUCUCGACAUGGCCUUGAGAAAUUGGCAGAAGAAUUGGGAGACGAUUCAGGAUUCCUCUCUCGAUCCUACAGCACCGGGUGGCCCACUCAGUUUCAAUUCCACUGCCCUCUUUCGAAUUGCUUACAUUCGACUGAACGCGGAAAUUGGAAUCUGCCAGCCUUUGGAAAUUCGUGAUCCUAAGGGAAUCGCAACAGAGUUCCGCAAAGCGCCCCUCUUGGAGCGUUCAUCUUGCGUCGGACGUGCUGUCCUUCAAAGCGCUCAUUCACUUAGUAUUCCAAUUCGCAUCGGCAUUGAAUAUGUUGCUCGUACUCAAACCCUAACCUGGAGCAUUAUACACAGCCUCUGCAAUCUUGAAUGUGCCCUAUUUUUAGCAAAGUGGUUGGAAACAAUGGCGUUCGUUUUGAGCAGUGGAGAGUAUUUACGUGAUGAUGAGAAGCGGCUUCUUGGCAUUUUGGCUAGCAUAAUUGGAGAAACUGAUUGGGGACUCGAACUGGACCGCGAACACGACAAUGUCAAAAGAGCGAAACUGAUGGCGAUAGUUGUGAUUCGUAUCUGGGCUGAGUCCUUCAAAGGUGCCCACGUCUUCGAUAUCAUGGGAACAACAGGCGCAGCAUUAGACACAUCUGCGGAUAUGCUCGAACAGGAUAUUGCGACGAUUUGA